GGCCUUCUUCUUCUUCUUCUUGUAAUAAUGCUAUCUUCUUCUAUUUCCUCUCCUGGGUGGGUAAUGUCGCAAGAUUUCGUGGUUGCUGCUCCUCCGAGCAGCAGCUUUGUGGGAGGUGAAGUUGGAGGGCCUAUGGGAGCGAGGGAUAGUGUAAUGAGCUGGGAAGACGAACCUCUACCUUACAAUGAACCCUACGCUGAGGAAGAAGAUGCUAGACCAGAGGUCCGGAUACGGAUCAAUUGCGGUGGGAUGGCGAUGACAGACAAUGCAGGGAGGUUAUGGCAAGCAGAUCCUUUUUUCACCUCCUCUUCCUCCUCCUCCUCCUCCUUCUCCUCCUCCUCCUCCCCCUCCCCUUCGCUUUCGUCCUCCUCUCCUACCCCUUCCUCGUUCCAAGCUGUGGCAUUCGAAGGAGCAUCAUCAGCGGAUGAACUCUGGAAUGCGAAGCCGGGAUCUGCUAGCAUAGGCGUGAUCCCGACGAUCCCGACCGUAGGUCCGGACGCGGUUUACCGUACCUUCCGCUCGUUCCCUCCUCCUCCCAGCGAUAGCGACCCAAUGUCCCGAUCUGAAGCUCCCCCGUCUUCGGCGGAAAGCUCCGACGCAAAAUCCGCCGGAGGGGGAGGGGGUUAUCAUUUCUUUGUUGAUGAUCAGCGCACCUACCUUGUCCGCCUGCGCUUUGCCUACUACAGCCCAACUCUGCGACUCAUCCCACAGAGUGCUGCCACCGCCUCCUCUCCUCCCAUUCUCGUUAGCUUGAACGGCGUGCGCGUGGGGGUUGUGCAGUUGUCUCCCCUCGGCCUUCGCCCCAAAGGGUAUCGGAUUGUGGACCGCGAGUUCCUGAUCACACUAUCUUCAAACCAAUCCGUGAUUACUGUUCGUCUCGACCUCGAUAUCUCCAACUCUUCCUCCUCCUCCUCCUCCUCCUCCUCCUCCUCCUCGUUCGUAGAGGGAAACGGGAUCCGAUCUGCCGAUGGCCCAUGGGUAAAUGCCGUAGAGAUCCUUAGUCAGAACAAGAGCAAGAACCCUCUCUCCUCCCCCGGAAUGCGGCUGACCGACCAGGUGAUGCUGCGUCUUGAGCGCCGCCUCAAUGCCGGCGGCCCGGAUAUUGCCGACGAUGCGGAAAAUGCCUAUCGAUGGGAGAGUGAUGUGAGGAAUGCAAGUAGCAGUAGAGGAGGAGGAGGAGGAGUAGGUAGUCUCCAGAAGGGCGACGUUGCACGCGCAGGAGGAGGUGGUGGUAUAGAGGAGAAGGAGGAGGAGGAGGAGUUUUGGUUCCGUCCUCCGGAUGCGCCGGCUUUCGUGUUUAACACAUCCGAGCCCAUCCAGUUUAUAACAAGCUGGGUGGAUUCGAGAGUCUAUAAGUCUUUGAGAAGUCCGGCGAACGCAAGCAUAGAGACGUCGGGAUGGCUGGAGUACGCGUUCGAUCUCCCUGGAGAUUGCCGACAGUUCAUCGUCGCGAUCCAUGCCCAUCACCGCGGCGCUUGGGGGCGCAGCGAACGCCAAGAAGUGCAUUUCGAUGUCUUCUUCGACGAGGAAUACAUGAGCACCUACUCCUCUUCUUCCUCCAUCGCCGAGAUCAAUCUGUUCAAGCCGGGAUCUGCUAAUCAAAGCCGGUUCAGGGUUGGUCUGGCCACCACAGAUGACGGGUUUGAGGCCCUACCGUUCACCAACGGGAUCGAGAUCUACGCUAUCAUCCCGGUUUACGGACCCACUCUCACCGCUGAUUGCCUGGCUUACGCAAAGGUCGUUAAUUCUUCCCUCGAUUACUUGCAUGAUCCUUGUGUCACUUCGAAAAUCUACGGCCUGCAGUGCGAUUACCCGAUUUCUUCCGUCUUUCCCAACUACUACUCUUCCUCCCUCUUCUCCUCCUCCGCUGCCUCCGCCUCUCCUCCCGCCUCCCCUCCUCCUCCCCCUCCCUCUCCCACUGUUGUCGCCGUUAAUUGGGGCUACGCUUUCAUGCGCACCAUGGUCUCCGCGCCCGAUUUGAGCCUCUUGCCCUUGUUUAGGAAUCUGAGGGCUCUCCGCCUUGGAAAGAACAACCUGACGGGGGAGUUGCCUGGGGAAUUCGGCGCCUUUCCUGUUUUGGAAAUUCUGAACGUAACGGAGAACAACUUGACAGGCCCUUUCCCGAUUUGGAUAAACAAUGUGACCACGUUGCGAGUCGUGGACCUCUCGUUCAACGCCUUCGUCGGGACCGUUCCGAUGGAGGUCGGCGCGCUUCCGGCGCUUGAAGUGCUCGAUCUCCGCGGCAAUCCCAAUCUGACAGGUGUCGUACCGAUCGGGAUCUUCCAAAUUCCGACCUUGAAGCUGCUGCGGCUUGAUGACACGGAUCUGGAGCUGCCGCGCGGCGUAGUGUGUAAUCACACGGGCUCGGAGGCAGUCUGGCGCAGGGGGGGGAAGUCGAGCGACGAUCAGACGCGCCAUCAGCAGCAGCUAGUCUGCACAUCGACCCCGAGGGUGGAGGACAAUACCGUCGAUGGUAUCAGUACGAUGGGAGAGGGGUCCGGACUGGCCGUUGGAGGAGUAGUAGGAGGAGGAGGAGGAGGAGGAGGGGAGGACUCGCGAAGUGCCAACAAUUCUACGCUAGCAUCAGAUAACAAAAGGUGGAAGAUUAUUCUGUUAACGAUGAUCGGUCUGUCUCUCGUGAUCGUGGUCGGAGUGUGCUGCUUUGUCGGAUUCACGCUGAACAAGCGGAAAGGAAGAGAUAGCAUGAGAAGGGGAAAGGGAGAGGGAGGGGGGUUGGGAUCGGGAUCGGUAGUUGCGAAAGCGCUUUUGGGAAGUGGAGGAACGUUGACAACGACAACUUUCCCAAUGAGGCCGCCUUUCGUAGGGGCAGGGGGGGGAGGGGGAGGGGAGGGAAUGAUGAGUGGGGCUGGGGGGCGUCGAGGAGGAGGAGGAGGAGGAGGAGGAGGGGAUGUAGUUGAAGGAGGGGGGGGUGAUUACAGGGCGGAAAGAGACGCCGCAAUCAAGUUGGAAUUGGGACAGAUAGCGGGACAGCUGGCGGCGCGAGAUCAGCCUGUGAUUAGUUUCACGUGGGACCAGCUGAGCGUGAUGACGAGCAAGUUUUCAAAAGCUUCCAUUUUAGGAAAGGGCGGCUUCGGGUGCGUGUACAGGGGGGAGUUUUGGACCGAAAGAGCUGCUGACGUGGCAGUGAAAGUGCUGUCCCACUUUUCCCGCCAAGGCAAAGUGGAGUUCGACAAGGAGAUCCGCGUGUUGUCAACGGCGAGGCACACCAAUCUUGUCAGAUUGAUUGGAUAUUGCCAUGAAAGUUCCCGAGAGAGGUACGCUUUGGUGUACGAGUUCAUUGGGAACGGAUCGUUGAAGGACCACUUGGCCGGGAAAACGGCGGGCGGGCAGGUGCUUCCGCCGAUGACGUGGCGGUCGCGACUCAAUGUGGCAGUCGGGGUCGCGCGCGCGCUGGCGUACUUGCAUAAGGGGAUCAAGCCCGCAGUUAUACAUCGAGACGUGAAGGCGGAGAACAUACUGCUCACACAGAAUGGGGAGGCGAAAUUGGGAGAUUUCGGAAUUGCCAGACUCGUUGACCCGAAGGACACUCACGUCAUCACCAGACCUAUGGGCACAGGAGGGUACCUUGACCCAGAGUACCAUGAAUCACAGCGGCUCACAGACAAGAGUGAUGUAUACAGUUUUGGCGUUGUGCUUCUUGAACUGCUGAGUGGAAAACGCGUGCAAUCGAAAGACAUUGGUGGUCAAACGCUUGGCCUUGUAGAGUGGGCGCGUCAACUGGUCGCCAAGGGGGAUCUCGCAGAGUUCGUGGACCCUACUAUUGGGCGCGAUGGACCCGAUCAUCGAAUGAAGACGUACGAAAAGUUUGCGACUGUGGCACUCGAAUGUUGUGGUCAGCAACAACAGCGGCCACCAAUCAGGCAUGUUCUUCGAGAUCUUGAGGUGAUGUGGGAUCGGGAAAUAGGUUUUGCUCAGUGAAUGUCCUAAUAUCAUACAUGAAAAGCCUCUUCAGCGCUACUGUCAUAUCCUGCGCCGAUUUGAGUUCUACUCGUCCUUCUUCAUUGUGGGGAGCCUUGUAGUUUGGGUGGUGUACUCUUACCUACUUUGUCAUGCGGAGGCUCAUAGUAUUUGGGUGGUUGAACUACCCAGUUUUGUGUUCGAUACUGUCUAUUUCAAACCCCCCCCACCGUGGCCCCAGCGCACCUAUUUAAGUUUUGAGGCUAUUUUGAUUUGUCCAUCAUGCUGGAUCUGACGGCUGUUCCGGACGUGGGGAUCAAGGUCUUUGUGAGGGGAUCACAAUCCGGACCGUUCAUUUGGUUUUGUGGGCGCAUUCACCAACGGUCGAGACGUGGGGAUCGAGGUCUUUCUGAGGGCAUUCGCCAACGAUCGACAGCAAGAAAAGGGUUGCGACGCCUGGCCAAGCAAGGAAAAGCCUAGUGACACUCAUCAGCAGCACCUCUCUGCGAGAGUUCAGUGGCUGUUGGAGUGAUUUCUACUUUCCAGUCUUUUCUGCGCUCUGUGUGUGAGUUCCAAAUGGGCUCCCUCCCUCCCUCUCUCCCUCCCUCUCCUGUCAGGUAUUGAUCUGGUGGACUGCCGACAGCUUCCCCUCAGCUUCAUUUUGUUAGGAUGGAAGUCGAUCGGAUGGGAGUUAAGGAAAGGUGGUUGCAAAGAGUUCAGCUGAAUCACCAAGGGGCCUAGCUCAGUUGGUACACUCAUGAACUGUUGAAGUACAGACCGGAGUUUGAAUCCAGAUACAGGCACUAACCUACCUUGGGCCAGUCACUUCAACAUGAUGAUAUCUCAAGGCCAUCGCCCUUUUGGAGAACAGAAGGAAAGGAGCUGAUUGCCCGCCCGCAUAAAGAAUAGGCGUGGAGUCGCCGUGGACUGGAAGCAGCAGCGAUCUCCUAAAAUAAUGAGCAGGUAAGCCGCCUUUGGGUGAUUGGAUGGAUAAAUGGAUGGAUGGAUAGACGGAUGGAUAGAUGGAAUGGAUGGAUGGAUAGACGGAUGGAUAGAUGGAAUGGAUGGAUGGAUGCGGGAUUUUGCAAAUAUGACCUCACUCUUGGAGGUUGACUGGAUGGAGUUAGGCAAUUGACAAAGAGUGGAGAUGACUCGGCAGCUUAAGGCACCGGGGUGGACGGUAAAUGACAUCGAGCUCCUAUCAUAAUCAUGAGCAGCAGCAACGCGAUUGUAAGUUGUAACAAGUGAUUAACAACCUUUCUUGUGCUUGAGCUCAAAGUCAUACACAUCAUUCUCUUGGCGCCAUGGAAUCAAGGUAGUGUUGAGUUUUGGAUGCGUCUUAAUCCACUUCAAAGUCUGAUGAUCUGAAUACACCUUGAACUCGCGGCCAAGCAGGUAAUGAUUCCAAUACUACUCUGGCUUUGGAUGAAUAGAUGGAUGGGAUGAAUAGAUGGAUGGAUGGAUGGGAUGAAUAGAUGGAUGGGAUGGAUGGAUGGAUGGAUGGAUGGAUGGAUGGAUGGAUGGGAUGGAUGGAUGGAUGGAUGGAUGGGAUGGAUGGAUGGAUGGAUGGAUGGAUGGAUGGAUGGGUGGAUGGAUGGGUGGAUGGAUUGUCCAGUUUUGGCUGCGUCUUAAUCCACUUCAAAGUCUGAUGAUCUGAAUACACGAACUCGCGGCCAAGCAGGUAAUGCCUCCAAUACUACUCUGCCUUUGGAUGGAUGCAUGGAUGGGAUGAAUAGAUGGAUGGAUGGAUGGGAUGAAUAGAUGGAUGGAUGGAUGGAUGGAUGGAUGGAUGGAUGGAUGGAUGGAUGGAUGGUAUGAAUAGAUGGAUGGAUGGAUGGAUGGAUGGAUGGAUGGAUGAAAUGGAUGGAUGGAUGAGAUGGAUGGAUGCGGGAUUGGCACAACAACCUAUUUUAGAGGCUGAAAGUGCAUGUAAUGAAGGCUUAUGGAAGUC
Messenger RNA from Chara braunii, 5869 nucleotides. The record is from the annotation of a GenBank genome assembly. Lineage: Eukaryota; Viridiplantae; Streptophyta; Charophyceae; Charales; Characeae.